AGCUCCCCCAUAUUUGGAAAAAAAUGGUAUCGCCCAGGUUUGAACUUGAAAGUUGACGAAUGCGAUUUUGAAAGAGCAGGUUAACUGUUGCCGACUUCACAUAGUGGGUCGCAACUUAUUUUUCAUGUUUUUACGUCUUUUGUUUACUACACCAGGACCAGAGAGAGAUGCCUGCGGAUAAUUCCCCGGCUGACUUUCCCAGCCUGGAAAAAGUUGACUCUCCAAAUGGGAGCCCACCUACGGCCUCAUUAUCCAGUCUAAUGGAGCUGGAAAAUUGUGUUUCCAACCUGAGCCUCGCACAUGAAAUAGUGGUGAACAGAGACUUCUGCUUCAAACCCAGGAGCCCCCUGGAGGGCAGAGUGACGGAGAUCGUUCACCAGGCAUUUUGGGACAGUCUUCAAGAACAGCUGAACAGCGAUCCGCCAAAUUACAACCAUGCAGUUGUUCUGCUGCAGGAGGUCAAAACUCUGCUUUCGUCCCUGCUGCUGCCCGGUCACUCCAGGCUGCGGGCUCAGCUGGACGAGGUGCUGGACAUGGAACUGAUCCGGCAGCAGGUGGAUCACGGCGCCUUGGACCUGCACAAACUGGCGGGAUUCAUCACCAACACCAUGGCCUCGUUGUGUGCUCCCGUGCGUGACUCAGAGGUCAGGGCUUUGCAGGACCUCAAGGACCCUGUGGAGCUCCUGAAGUCAAUUUUCCGCGUCUUGGGACUGAUGAGGACCGACAUGGUAAACUUCACCAUCCAGAGCCUGAGGCCUCAUCUCCUGCAGCAGGCUGCACAGUACGAGAGGACAAAAUUCCAGCAGAUUCUGGAGAAGCACCCAGACAACACAGCCACGUGGCUUCAGGCAGCAGCAGAAGAGGAGGCGUCGGCGUGCGGAACCCGGUGUGAUUCCCCCGGUCCUGACAGCCGAGGUCCCCCCAGCGCCACCGCCGUCCUCAACCGGGCCUACCUGCGCCUGCUCGGCUGGGACCCGCAGGAUGACAAGUAUCCGGAGACCGUGCUGAUGGACCGAGCCCGCCUGGACGCUCUGGGCCGGCGGCUCCAGGUGCUGGUCCUGGAGGCCUCGGUUCUGCUCGUGAGCGGUUCGCAGUUCGGAGGUGUCAUUUCCCCCCUGCGAGGGUUUGUAGGUAAACUCGGGCAGUCCGUCGCUGCCCUGCUGGAGGGCAGUCGCGCCAGCAGGGAAGCAGACCUGAAGGCGGCCAUGUUGGGGCUUGGGGAGGUGGUGCUGAAGCAGGUGACUGAGGCUCUGAGCAACCAAGGAGGAGGAGCACUGCCUCAGGAGAGCCAGGAUCUGCUGAGGGGACAAAUAUCUGACCUGUGGAGGCAAAACAACCCUGUUCGCACACUAAUAGGAGAAAGGGUUCAAGACUUCCUUCUGGCGAUGCUGCAAGGCAGCCUGGCUAAAAGGAGUCCGGAGCUGCCUUUCCCCCUCGGGCUACUGAGUGCCGAGCUAGCAGAGCUGGGAAUGAACUUCAGGCAAAUUGUCCACUUCAACCGAACGGUGUUUGGUCCCUUCUAUGCACCCAUCCUCAGGAAACUGCUGUUCCCGACAGCAGAGCAUGAAACUGGGGAGGACUCGCGCUAAGCUAAUGGUGACCAGAACACGAGCAGCUAUUUUGGUGUCCGAUUUGUCACUUUGGACGCACAUAUGGUCACAUGUCACACUCACAAAAAUGUAAAACCAGCCAGUUGAAUUUGAAGUCCUUCUUCUAUUUUUUUAAUUGACAUUUACAGUCUUCAGACACAAAAUGGUUCCUUAAAUGUCAGGACUGAAAUGUCCAGGUGAAAGCAUAAGGCAGUUACUUAAUAGUUAUAGUACAUUUAAGACAAAUAUCUGUACACAAAACUCAAAGACUGGUGGAGGUAAAAAGCAACAGUCACAAUUGUUCCGAAGAAGAGACUGGAAAGUAAAAAAAAACAAACAAACAGAGAAGGAGUACCAAAGAAAAUCUUGUAAGAUGUUGUAAAGUAGGACUUUGU
Messenger RNA from Menidia menidia (Atlantic silverside), 1984 nucleotides. NCBI's taxonomy places the organism in Eukaryota, Metazoa, Chordata, Actinopteri, Atheriniformes, Atherinopsidae. The record is from the annotation of a GenBank genome assembly.